Molecule: messenger RNA, 1867 nt
Organism: Solenopsis invicta (red fire ant)
Lineage: Eukaryota; Metazoa; Arthropoda; Insecta; Hymenoptera; Formicidae
Exons: 3
Coding region: 541-1551 (336 amino acids)
Biological process (GO): multicellular organism development; proteasome-mediated ubiquitin-dependent protein catabolic process
Cellular component (GO): cytoplasm
Molecular function (GO): ubiquitin conjugating enzyme binding; ubiquitin protein ligase activity
Source: RefSeq, a predicted model, not a curated record
GAUUUUAUCGAGGAAUUCGUGCGCAAAGAGAAAUCGUGAGAAAUCUCUGCGACGCUCCGCAAUAUCAUGGGGACCGUAUGAAUAAUCGUUAAUUAAUUCCAAGCACGGCGCGAGCAAAACGACCCGCCGGCGAAAAAGCACGCCCACCUUAUAUUCCCAAUUUUUUAUCCGCAUAUGUAACGAGCAUAAUAAAUACGAGGCGGUGUGGUUACCAUACGCGGUGACGCGAAGUGCAUAGCAACGAGAGCGAGCAUUUUCUUUUUUCCCCUUGCCGUAUUGUCCCGUCCGCGGGCGCGAGCGUUUUAUCUGGCGUUGCAAAACGUGGAAACAGUUCUCUAUCAUGAGCAGAACGUUUUAUCAGAUAAAGUCGUGCUAUCGGUCUCGGUAGAUAAGGGAACGGUGACAGGCUGACGAUGACACACGGUGCCCGUGCUUUCGGAAGUGUACGUGUCGCUCCGGCUAUUUUUUUUCCGUCCCCCAUUGUACAUGUAAUUCUUGCCUCUAUUUCCGUCUCGAGUGGAAGAUAGCUAAAUAAAAUACAUGGAUACUCUAUACCCGAAGCUUCACGAGCGCUUCAAGACCGAGGGUAUCUGUCCCGUUUGCCUCAUGGAGAUGGAACUGACGCCCAGAUAUUCGUGCAUCAAUGAUCAUACCGUGUGCCAUCGUUGUAAACCCUAUUACUACGGCUGCCCCACGUGCUCGGCACCGUUGGAAAUGCAGAUAAGUCCACUUCAGACGGACGCAUCUCAGUCAAUAAUGCUGCCGCAGCCCAUGCCACGGCACCACCAUGAUCACAGUCCCAGCGCACCGCUUGCACCGGCAAUGGAGACCUUCCUGAACCAUGAAAUUCAGGCUGCUUGGGUACCUCCCGUGCCGUCUGAGAAUCAUCGUCUUGAACCCUGCUCAUAUUCUCACCUAGGAUGCUCGAUAUUGAUACCAGAGCAUUUGCGAACGCUUCACGAGUCGAGAUGUAAUUUUCGACAAUUGAGAGAAGAAUAUGUGUCGCCCGAUUAUCAUCACGAUUCUUUGGUAGGUUGCUCGUACUUUGCGGCAGGAUGCAGGGUACGAAUGGAGCCGUCGCAACGCGUCACUCACGAGAGGAAUUGCAUCUAUAAAGACAGAUUUCAGAGUGUAAACGAUAUCAGCGAUAGUCUCGCAUCCACGACGAUUAGCGAUAACUAUUACGGCGGUGAUCCCGAAGAAUUGGUGCAGUGCAAGUUUAGGCGAUACGGCUGCAUGGUGAAGAUGCCGAGGAGGCGAAAGUACACACAUGAGCAGAAAUGCAAUUACAAAAGCUAUCAAACGGAUGUGGACGAUAGGUUCUUCGAUUAUCCUUCGCAGCCGGAACUGGAUCCCGAUGAGCAAAUAGAAUGUAGAUGGUCCGAAUACGGCUGUCGAGUCAAGCCGAAACGCUGCCGCAAACAAAUUCAUGAGGAUAAAUGUAACUAUAGGAUGGAAGAGUGCAUGUGGAAGCAUUAUGGAUGCAGCGCUAUAUUUCUGCCAACUUUGAAAUAUUCCCAUGAGAGCAAUUGCGAUUUUGCCCAACAUUAAUUAUACCGAGUUUAAUUGUAUAUCGGAUUACAUUAGUAGUAAACUAAUAAUAAUUCUCGCAAUACAAUAUGUAUAUACAUAAUAUCCUUAGUAUUUAUCAAUACAAUUAUAAAAGAUCUUUUUUUUUUAAUUAUGAUUUGGUUUUUCAGAGACAUGUCAACAUGUUCAAUCGUUCUCGACCUUUAUAUAGAAUAACACAAAGAUGUAUAAAUUAAUUGAUUCCCUAUCAUAAUUAAAUGGAAUUGAAUUAAAUAAUAUACUAUUAUAAUUAUAAGCAUGGCUAACCAUAUUAUCAAUAAAAAAAAUUUUUUGAAAA